UUACCCACGAUCUGGCAGCACUGUUAAAUCCAUGCAAUAAGUUAUGCCACGUUCUUAAGAGCAGUCGGAUGCGUUUUGUUUACAUGUUUCUGGAGUUUUCUAAAUAAAUAAAAUACAAUAAAAUAAAAAUGGAGUCAGAUUAUGAUGAAGAUCGUAGCGGUUGGGGUGAUGAAAUGGGUCGAAAUACUGAUGAAUAUGGAAGCGAAGAUACAUUUGAUAAUCCUCAAGAAGUUUUAGCUGAAUGUUUAGAUAAAUUUAAAACAGCUGAUUAUAUAAUGGAACCUGGAAUUUUUACGCAAUUAAAAAGAUAUUUUCAAGCGGGUGGAAAUCCAGAACAAGUUAUAGGAUUAUUAUCCAGAAAUUAUACUGCUUGUGCACAAAUGGCCAAUCUCCUUGCCGAGUGGCUCAUUCUGGCAGGAGUCAAAGUUACCGAUGUACAAGCGAUGGUGGAAAAUAAUUUGAAAGAUAUGAUUUUGAAAACGUUUGAUCCAAAAAAAGCUGAUAAAAUUUUUACUGAGGAAGGAGAAACACCAGCCUGGUUAACAGAAAUGAUACAACAUCCUACUUGGAGAUCGCUUAUUUAUAGACUUGCUGAAGAAUAUCCUGAUUGUCUCAUGCUAAAUUUUACUAUCAAACUCAUAUCUGAUGCUGGUUUUCAAGGAGAAAUUACAAGUAUUUCUACAGCUGCACAGCAAAUAGAAGUAUUCUCUCGGGUUUUAAAAACAGCUAUUGCUGGAUUCUUACAAAACACGGAAAAUUGGCAAUCCAGUAUUCAAGAAUGUGCUAAAAUGGUCUGUCAUGGUCAACACACUUAUGUUUACAGUCAAGUAUUAUUACAAAUACUUGCACAAGAACCCAAAGGUGGAUUUAUGAUGAAAAGACUUUCUCAGGAAAUUACCAAAUGCGCUCAACAGAAUCGACACGAUGUUACUCCAAUUACAAUGGCUCUCAACGGAGCAGCAAGUAGCCCUGCAGCGUGUGAAGCAUUAGCAUCCAUGUUAUCACGAAAUAAUUUGAAUCCUGCAGAUAUCUCUGUAUUAUACCGUAAUUAUUCAGCGGCAGAGCCUCCAUCAAUUGAAUUACUUCGUAAUCCUCAAUUUUUAGAACUAUUAGUGGAUGCGUUAUUUAAACCUGGAGUUAAAGUAAAUCCUGAACAUAAAUCAAAAUAUAUAUUCUUAUUAGCAUAUGCUGCAAGUGUAUGCGAAGUUCCUGCGAAAAAGGGUAAUGCCCGUAAAGUUAACAAAGAAGAACUGAAGAUGACUAUUCAAGCAAUUGAAAAAGUUCAUAAUAUUUGCAACAUUAAUAAAGGUUCAACUGAACUUGUUGUAGAACUACAAACUAUUUAUCAAUGUUUACGUUUUCCUGUUGUAAGUGUUGGAGUGAUCAGAUGGGUCGAAUGUACAGUUACAGAACCAUCAUAUUUUAAAUUAUGUACUGAACACUGUCGUCCCGUUCAUCUUGCUUUGCUCGACGAAGUUGUUGCUUGUCAUCCUUUAUUGCAUACAAAAGUAUUGCAACUUCUUGUACAAUUAUUUGAAAGUAAACAGGAUGAGCUUGAAAUACUUGUACAGUUGGAGAUAAAAAAAAUGUUGAUUGACAGGAUGGUUAAUUUACUGAGUCGCGAUUGUGUAAUUCCAGUAGUAUGCUACAUAAAACAAUGUUGGCAACGUGGUGAUACUGAUGUUUCCUUAAUUCGAUAUUUUGUUACUGAAGUAUUAGACACAAUUGUGCCUCCUUACACGCCUGAAUUUGUACAAUUAUUUUUGCCAAUGGUUGAAGACGAAGAAAUAACAGGAACUAUGCGUGGAGAUAACGACAAUGAUGUUGUUUCUGAAUUUAUAGUAUACUGUAAAGCACAAUGUCCAGUUGUAAGAUGACGCUUAAAAAACUAAUAACAUCGACAACAAUAGUUAAGCUAAAAAAUAGCCAUGACAAAGUGGAAGAUGAUUUUAUUUCAUAUGUGAAUUAGGAUCAUCAUACAUAAGUUAUUUCUAUAAAUG
Molecule: messenger RNA, 2000 nt
Organism: Polistes dominula (European paper wasp)
Lineage: Eukaryota; Metazoa; Arthropoda; Insecta; Hymenoptera; Vespidae
Gene: TH1
Product: negative elongation factor complex member TH1
Biological process (GO): negative regulation of transcription elongation by RNA polymerase II
Cellular component (GO): NELF complex; nucleus
Molecular function (GO): RNA binding
Source: RefSeq, a predicted model, not a curated record